Molecule: messenger RNA, 1009 nt
Organism: Sus scrofa (pig)
Lineage: Eukaryota; Metazoa; Chordata; Mammalia; Artiodactyla; Suidae
Source: RefSeq, a predicted model, not a curated record
GGUUGCCCUUGGCGAUGGUUGGCAUCAGGCACCGCCCCUCUCCCAGUGGCGAGGCGGGCUUGCAGUGGGAGCCAGUUGUCCUUGUGUCCUGGUUUCUCUGGCUAUGUUGCGGUCCCCUUGUUGCUCACUUGGUUGAGACUCUAGCAACUACGCUGUCCAGGGCUCUGAGCCGCGCUUUGCUGGGAGGUGGAUUUGGCUGCGACGGAACCCAGUGGAAGGACUUGCCUGCGUUCUUUAGUGCCGCUUGUUCCGAUUUUUUGAAAUUGCUCACUUUUUUGAAAUUAAGAAUUGUUAAUCUCAGAGUUGCUGUCAUGGCUCAGCAGUUAAUGAAUCUGACUAGCAUCCAUGAGGACGCAGAUUCAAAGACCAGAGAGAGACUCUUUGAUUUAGACCCUGGGCUAUAAAAGGGCAUGGAAGGAGGCUGGAUAUGGAUUUCUCAACUUCCAUUUGGAAAGCAGGUGCCUGGAAUUACUGUCCCACCAAAACAACUCAUAACAGAAGAAAAAGAAUUCCACACAGAAAAGUGGGAGCAUAUUAUGAAAGAUAAUGUUGCCAGCCCCCUAAAAAUGUCCACUUUAAUAGUUUUUCUUUAAAAUUGUUUUACUCUCUUUUUAAAAAUGAUUUCUGUAAAUGACUCAUUGUUUUAUUUAUCAAGACUACUACUUUUUUACUUUCUGAUGUAUUUACAAUUAUUUAUCUUUAUUAUCUCUUUUCUAUCAUUUUUAUUAUUUUGAUUAUUUUUUAAAAUAGUAUCCUGAGUUGUAUGCUUAGUUCAGUUUUUUCAGUGCUUUUUUUGGUUAUAAAAUGUUUAAUAUAAUUUGGAUAUAUAACUGUCUUUUGUUUUCUUCUGUUCUUUCUAAGCUUAGAAAUUCCAACCCCUACCUAAAGUUUAAUAUCUGUUUCAGGAGCUCCCAUUGUGGCUUAUCAGGUUACGAACCCAACUAGUAUCCAUGAGGAUGCGGGUUCAAUCCCUGGCCUCGCUCAGUGGGUUAAGGAUCUGGCACUGCCG